UGUAGACUUUCUCUGGUAUUGGCUGAUCGUUCAGUGAAGUACCCUGUGGGUAUCUUAGAGGACCUCCCAGUGAUGGUUGGAAAUUAUGAGAUCCCUACAGACUUUGUGGUGCUUGAAAUGGGUGAAGAAGCUCAAGACCCUUUAAUCCUUGGAAGACCUUUCUUAGCCACAGCAGGAGCUAUAGUUAAUGUGAAAGAAGGCAAGAUUGAUCUCCAUCUGGGUAAAGGGCACGUUCUGCAUUUCGACAUCAAGGAAGUAAUGAGGAGGCCAACAGUUCAGGGCCAAGUGUUCUACAUCGAAGAGAUGGAUGCCCUUGCUGAUGAACUCCUAGAAGAGUUGUCACUAGAGGACCCUCUACAGCAUGCUUUAACUGUAGAGAAGGAGGCUGAGGUGAUCGAGAACCUGGAGAGUACUGCCUAUGGGAUGAUGCUGGAUUCACACCAGGCGUUUGUCAGUAAGGACCAGUAUGAGGAGCUUCCACAGAUGGUUCACCAACAAGUCUCAGUCACUCAACGAGAGGACAACCAGCAGGAUGACUGGAGUGAACUAAAGGCACCUAAAGUGGAGCUUAAACCUCUUCCCCAUGGUGUAAGGUAUGCAUUCCUUGGUCCUAAUGAAACUUACCCUGUCAUUGUGAGUAGUGAACUUACUGAGAAUGAGCUAUCUGAACUUUUGAAAACACUUAAAAGAUUUAGAAAGGCAAUAGGUUACUCACUAGAUGACAUCAAGGGGAUAUCACCCUCUUUGUGCAUGCAUAGGAUACAUCUUGAGGAUGAAUCAAUGACUUCUAUCGAGCAUCAAAGAAGGUUAAAUCCUAACCUGAAGGAUGUUGUAAAGAAAGAGAUUCUUAAACUCCUAGAUGCUGGUGUUAUUUACCCUAUCUCAGAUUCUAAAUGGGUAUCACCUGUGCAUGUUGUACCAAAGAAAGGUGGUAUCACUGUGAUCAAGAAUGACAACGAUGAACUGAUACCAACAAGAACCAUCACAGGUCAUAGAAUGUGCAUUGAUUACCGAAAACUAAACUCUGCAUCUAGAAAGGAUCAUUUUCCACUACCAUUUAUUGAUCAGAUGCUAGAGAGACUUGCAAAUCACCCAUUCUACUGUUUCCUUGAUGGGUACUCAGGAUUUUUCCAAAUCCCCAUACAUCCCAAUGAUCAAGAGAAAACGACAUUCACAUGUCCCUAUGGCACCUUUGCAUAUCGAAGGAUGCCAUUUGGUCUAUGUAAUGCUCCAGCUACCUUUCAAAGGUGCAUGAUGUCAAUUUUCUCUGAUCUGAUUGAGGAUGUUGUGGAGGUAUUCAUGGAUGAUUUCUCUGUCUACGGAUCUUCGUUCUCUGCUUGUUUGUCAAAUUUGUGCAGGGGGAUUGAGGUGGAUAAAGCCAAGAUCGAUGUUAUGGUUGGUCUGCCUCAACCAAAGACAGUGAAAGACAUCCGGAGUUUUCUUGGUCAUGCUGGAUUCUACAGGAGGUUCAUCAAGGACUUCUCCAUGAUCACUAGACCUUUGACCAGGCUGCUGUGCAAGGAAGCUACUUUCAGUUUUGAUGUGGAAUGUCUACAAGCUUUCAAGAAGCUGAAAGGUGAACUCGUUAGUGCCCCAAUUGUCCAGCCACCUGAUUGGGAUCUCCCUUUUGAGAUCAUGUGUGACGCCAGUGACUAUGCUGUGGGAGCUGUUCUGGGGCAGAAGAAAAAUGGCAAAACUCAUGUGAUCUACUACGCCAGCCAAACCCUCAAUGAUGCUCAAAUGAGGUAUGCCACAACAGAGAAGGAGAUGCUGGCAAUUGUUUUUGCCUUCGAGAAGUUCAGAAGUUACUUGGUUGGGUCUAAAGUCAUUGUCUACACAGAUCAUGCUGCCUUGAGACACCUUCUAGCCAAGAAAGAUGCAAAACCCAGGCUUUUGAGGUGGAUCCUUUUGCUCCAAGAGUUUGAUAUGGAGAUCAAGGACAAACCUGGAGUUGAGAAUGGAGUAGCUGAUCAUUUAUCCAGGUUGAGGAUAGAGUCUGGUGUCCCAAUUGACGAAGGACUUCCUGAAGAGCAGAUCAUGGCUAUCGAAGCAGUGAUAGCAGUUUGUGAGACUGGUAGGAAGCUGGAAGAGGUCAAAGCAACAGAGGAGAAAGAACCUUGGUAUGCUGAUUUGGUUAACUACCUAGCCACAGGAAGAGAGCCUUUGAAUCUUGUAGGCUAUGCCAAGAAGAAGUUCUACAAGGAUGUGAAAAGAUAUUACUGGGACGAGCCCUACCUCUACAUUCUCUGCAAAGAUCAGCUUUAUAGGAGAGUGGUUGCAAAUGAGGAGAUUGAUGGGAUCCUUGCACAGUGUCAUGGAUCAUCCUAUGGAGGACACUUUGCCACCUUCAAGACAGUUGCAAAAGUAUUACAAGCUGGAUUCUGGUGGCCACACAUGUUCAAGGAUACACAAGCCUUUGUUUCGAAGUGUGAUUCUUGCCAAAGAAGAGGGAACAUCACCAAGAGGAAUGAGAUGCCUCAAAAUCCAAUCCUUGAAGUUGAAGUGUUUGAUGUCUGGGGUAUUGACUUCAUGGGCCCCUUUCCAUCAUCCUUUGGCAACAAAUAUAUCCUUGUGGCUGUUGAUUAUGUCUCCAAAUGGGUGGAAGCCAUAGCAAGCCCCACCAAUGAUGCUAGAGUUGUAAUCAAGAUGUUCAAGAGCAUCAUCUUCCCAAGGUUUGGAGUUCCAAGAGUUGUAAUCAGUGAUGGAGGUUCCCACUUCAUUAACAAACUGCUUGAGGGACUUCUCAAAAAGAACGGUGUGAAGCACAAGGUGGCAACUCCUUAUCAUCCGAGGUCUCACAGCGACACCUCGAGGUCGCUCCAGCUGGGAGCGAGGUUAUGGGAGCGACACCUAGAAGUCGCUCGCGGUUUCGUCGUUGUCUCGAGAAAACAAUCACCUCAGAGCGAGGUCUCGGAGCGAGGUCGAAGGGUCGCUCCAGCUGGGAGCGACAUUAUGGGAGCGACACCCUCACGUCGCUCGCGUUUUCGACGGAACGGGCACUCAAGAACUGACGCGGAGCGAGAUUUCACAGCGACACCUCGAGGUCGCUCCAGCUCAGAGCGAGCUUUCUGGAGCGACACUCCGAGGUCGCUCGCGUUUUCAUCAACUCGCGACGCGAGGAAACGCCUCGAGAGCGACCUCUCCCAGCGAGACCCUCACGUCGCUCCCGCACCGGUUCAGGUGAAAAUGGUUAAGAAGACAAAGGGCAGGUUGGAAGCUGAGAGGCAAGAAGCCGAAAGUCAAGAGUUUGCACAAAGAGGAAAAGCUUUAACCAGCGAGCCAACUGGCUCAGGAACGCAGCGGACUGUGCGACAACAGACGUUGGCUGCAAGGAAAUCGAAAGAACACGAGAAGAGGGCAGGGAAAAGUGUAGCGGUUCCCACCCAUGAGGAAGGUGAAACUGAGAGUGAUGAUGAGCCAGCACCUACGAAGAAAGCCAAGAUGUCAAAGGGCAAAGGGGUUGCUGUUGAUCGAGAUAGGGCGAAAACUCCAUCUGUAGAGGAGCUGUACGAUCAUUUGAAGGAUGGAGUCACCUGGGUUCCAACAAGGUUCGCCGACCUCAACCUACUGAAGGAGUUGGGUCUAGACUCUGAUAUUGAGGCAAUGCUGGGGCAUUUGAAGAUGCCGAAACUCCUCACCAUGGCUUAUCCUUUCUACAAGGAUGUCACUUGUCAGUUCCUCUCCUCUCUUGUGGUCACUUACCACGACACGGCGCAUGACGCAUCGGGGCCUAGGUUCAUUGAUGGCACCUACUUGAGGAUUGCCACCUAUUUCAGUGGGAUGUACGGGAAAGACUACGUCUACCACUACUACUUGUACGGCAAGCCAGUCGAGGUGGUUCUUCCAAACCGGAACCUGACGAGUUUAGAGAUACCUGGAGCUAUCAGCUUCAACAUUCCCCAGGAAUACUUUCUUGGAGAACACGGGCCUCUCGAUCCAAUUCAAGCAGCUCCAUCAAGGAGAAGGAGUGUCCCCGUGCAACCUGAACCACCUGUAGCAGACACCCCUGAGCAUAUUUAUGGACCUCCGCGCUACUACUUCAAGCCCCAUGACGGAGUCCUUCCUCCUGGAGCUCUCCGUGAUGCUCAUGACCACAUUGGUCGCCUCCAGCGAUGGAACAAAGCUCAGGACAGAACGAUAGAAAAGCUCAAGGAUAAGUGCAAGGCACUCAGCAAGACCGUGAAGAAGCAGGCAAAGACUUCAGCAAAGUUCAUGAAGAAAGUAGCUGAUGUUUUAACUAGGGGAGGAAUAGCUGGAUGUAGCUCAGCUGAUUUCGCUUUCGCGAACACCUCAAACCCCCAACCUCCACCCCCGCCUGAUGCUCUUGGUUUCCCCCUCACUGCUGCGCAGCUUCAGCGUAAGUGGAGAAACCCACCCACUCAACCUUCCACUUCCGGCAACAAAUCCCCAUCCCUUGCUUCUUCAGAUAGUGAGGACGAGAUUGACGAGGUUGAGAGCCAGCCAUGGUAUGGAGGCUCCGGUACAGCAUCCGGUGGGUACUACACCACCUUCCCUCCUGACGACGACGAUGCUGGGUACACGCUUCCUUUUGAGAAUCACAAUGAUCGAAAGAAACUGAGCCAUGUUAGAGAUGAUGAUUUCAGAACGAUGUGUGAAGCGGGUGAGUGGAAAGGAGUUGUUAAUUUGUUCCUAGUGAACUCAGUAGAUCAUCCUGAGGAAGAGCAGGAGGCUAUAUUGAGAUUCAAACCAGGAAGUGGUCACCUAGAGCUAAGGCAAGUGUUUGACACAGUUGAAGAUUUCAAAGAUGCAUUAGUUGAGUAUGCUUUGAAGGGAGGGUGGUAUAUUAAGGUGAAUAAAUGGGGGAAAAUUAAAUCAGGGGCUGUGUGUGGAACUAAAGACAAGUGCCCAUGGAGAAUCUAUCGCUCUUAUGAAGAGAGAUAUGGGAAGUGGAUGGUGAUGACAUAUGAAGAUGAACACAAAUGCCAAAAGGACGGGUAUAGUAAGAUACUAAAAUGGUAA
This is a messenger RNA of Brassica napus (rape), 4980 nucleotides long. RefSeq lists its product as uncharacterized. Gene Ontology annotation, molecular function: nucleic acid binding. The transcript is spliced from 7 exons. The coding region runs from base 73 to 4980 and encodes 1635 amino acids. Gene Ontology annotation, biological process: DNA integration. NCBI's taxonomy places the organism in Eukaryota, Viridiplantae, Streptophyta, Magnoliopsida, Brassicales, Brassicaceae. The record is from RefSeq and is a predicted model, not a curated record.